Messenger RNA from Perca fluviatilis (European perch), 4749 nucleotides. RefSeq lists its product as uncharacterized. The transcript is spliced from 11 exons. The record is from RefSeq and is a predicted model, not a curated record. Gene Ontology annotation, molecular function: protein binding. Bases 2506 to 4749 code for a protein of 747 amino acids. Lineage: Eukaryota; Metazoa; Chordata; Actinopteri; Perciformes; Percidae.
UUGUAUCCUGCAAGGGAGUAUUAUCAGUCUUUUAUUGUUCUCCAUUAUGAUAAAUGAACAUUUUUAAGGAAGUGGAGAAUCUUGUGGAUGCGGCAUUGUUUGCAGAUGAUGGUGCUUUAUGGAAAAGAGGGAGAAAUGUUGAAUUUGUGAAUAAGAUAAGAAUAAGUGCAUAAAUGGUCCAUUAGAUGGGGUUUUAGGAUCUCAAUUGAUAAAACCAAAACAAUGUUUUCCUCAAGAAAGAAAAUGGCUAAGGGUAUAAAAGUGAAAUUAUCUGCUAAUGAAUUAGAAAGGGUUGACUCCUUUAAAUACCUGGGCAUAUGGUUGGAUCAAAAAUAUCAAAAUAAUUGAUAAAUACAAGAAAGUACUAAAUGUAAUGAGGUGUCUAUGCGGAGUGGAGUGGGGAGCAAGUAGAACUGCUCCAAGAACAAUUUUCACAUGCUUGAUCAGGUCUGUAUUAGACUGUGGAAGCAUUAUAUAUGGAUCUUGUGGUGGUUGGAGUCAGCUGGCUGUGAGUUUUCUGCUUUGUUUACUAUUUUCUAUUUGGUUUUUUUCACUGUCAGUUUCUCUGUCGGCCCUGCCUUUUGUCUCUGUUGCCUUUCCCCUUUCUCCUCCCGCUACUGCUGCCAGCUGAUUGAGCGCACCUGGUUUUCAUUCCAUCAUCCCCUUCUCCCACCGCGCACAACUGCCUUCCAUCUGCAAUCAAGAUCGGUAUUUCAACCUUGGCUCAACAGACCAUCUUUGCUUGAGCGUUGCUCCAGUCAUCCUGGUGAAACUCUCUGCAAGCUUUCCUUGCGACCCUUGUUUUUUUUUUUUUUUUUCUGUCUUUGUGUGAACGUUUACUUACCUUUUCCUGUGUUUGUUCUCUGCAGCUACCAUCUCAUACCUGUCUGUUGUCUCCAGUCAGCUGGCUUCACCACUCGGUCCCCCUCCCAUGGCACCCUACUUCAACCUGCCUACUCCUCCACUUCCAGCCAUCCACUCCUCGGAUUCUCCGCUCUCCAGCUCCAGUGUCUCCCCCCUCGGCUUCUCGGCCCCGGCUUCCCACUAUCCCCUGAGUGCCCUUACCGUUGUAUGGAAAUUCCAGUGUAGAUAUUGAGGUCAAUUAUAGCAAAGCAGAAAUUAAGAGUAUGGUUAAAAACCAUAGGGGUAAAUGGCAAAUAUUAUGGGACAAUGAGCAGACUGGAAGACAGUUCUAUAAUAUCCAGAAUAAAGUGGAAAAGAGCAGAAAUAUGAACAGAAGCAAGGAGGAGGAGGAUGUAUUUUCAAGAAUGAGAGCUCCCACAGCAUCAUGUCUGUAAGGAGGAGGAGGUUCUCUCUGACCAGCAGCUCUGUGUUCAGGAGAGGAACUCCAGUCUGGACCAAGAGGAGCCAGAGCCUCCACAGAUUAAAGAGGAACAGGAGGACCUGUGCACCAGUCAGGAGGGAGAGCAGCUUGUACUGAAGCAGGAGACUGAUACCUUUUAUGUUGACUCUUACUCAUGAGGAAAGUAACCACAGUGAAGGUCAGACUGUGAACUUCAAUCCUGAUGAUGACACUCUAAGUGCAGCAGAGAGAGAGUCUGUAGCCAACAUGCCAAUUAUAACCUCUGUGGUAUCAGAAGCAAACAGUGACCACCAGCUCCUCUCUCACAACUCUCAUGGAGCUGAGAGCCAAGAUCAGAAAAGACACCAGCGUGGAGACUUCAACUAGAAGUGCAGAGCCAGAACCAAAGAAGAGACGACGCAAGGGCAGAAGUCACAGUAACGACGUAAACAACACUAACGUGUCAGAGAGUCGCCCUAAUACUCAAAAAGGGCAUAGCAGUGUGUUUACAUAUGGGGGUUCCCAUGUACCCUCUUCCCCUGCCACCCUGCCAAGAUCUCGCACUACCCCUUUGCCACCCCAUGAAAAAUGUUCUAGACACGAGCGCAGGCAAGCCAAAAUGGAGAGAAGGGUUGUGCAUUGCUUGAUCUGCAAAACUCCCCAGGAAUCCAUAGCCACGCACAUAGGCAGGGUGUGCCGGAAAGGCUGUUCUCCGUAUGAACUGGCGAACGAGACCCGCCAAGCCAAAGAGACCCAAGACAUCUUUGACCGACAGGGCAGAGUUUGGAGCUUCUCUGAGCUUGAGGAGUUUUGCAAAGACGGUGCAUCCUGCCUUGCCUUGUGCCAACGCAUGAGGGGUUGCAUCGUGACGGACACGCCUGCCUGGUACCAGGACACGGAGCCGACACUUCACAUCAUCAGACUGCUUAGCACAUGCCUGACUCAUGCAUGCAAAGAUUGCAGUUACAUUAACAAACCGUAGGCCUCCAUAAGCACGAAUAGCAAAUAAGAACGAGUACUAAGCUGCUCUCUGUAGCGUUACCUUGCAUGCGGUACGGUCAAGGUAGCAAGGCUUACAAAAGCACUGGAAUUGGAGUGGACCAUUUCUAAAGAGUUUCUGUGUCACUCACGUGAAUGGCUUUAGGUCUAAAAAAAAUUAUGUCCUGGAAGCAGCAAGGGCAGACAUUGAGUGCCUUCAAGCGAUGAUGUCAGCAGGCCAAACCCCACCCAGCUCUGACAUCACAUCAUUCAGACGCUAUUGCCAGGCCAUGCUGAUCCUGCGGCAUCGUCUGCCUGCCAGUGCCGUGGCAGAGUUUCAGGUACGCGAAUGGCUUGACCGCAAACUGUCUGGUGAAGGAGCCAUCAUACGGCUUGCUGGUCCUGGAGCAGCAGGUCGUGUGGUCACUCUCAGCAAAGAAGAGGAAAGUAUGCUUGACUGCUACUUUUCCCAUGCGAGGUCUAUCUCCCUACAGAACCAGGCCCCUGGCAAAUCGGACCAAGGCAGGUUCUUCCUGGGCACCGACGGGGCUCCUGUGAUCAACCUCGGGUCAGAUUUGAUUCGCCUGAGGGAAAAGUACUCGGCGCAGGAACCUGGGGAGAUGGAGGCAGCUGCUCCGACACCCAUUCCGGCAGCCUGCGCAUCUGCGUCGGGCUCACUGCAAGGGCAGCCGCCGGCCAGCAGCGCGACGCCACCGAUGCAGGCAGGCUCCAGAGUUAGGCACUGGGACGCCUUUCGUAGCGCGUUUCCGGUCACCGUGCAUGCUGAGCCGCCGUCACGUGGUCAGUGUGCGGAGGCGGGCUUCACUCAGCACAGGGCCUACUACCUCAAGUGGCGCGAGGCUCAGCUCCGGCUGCGGAAGGUGUACAUUCUGGAACAUGCAGUGGGUAGAAGAGGGGACAAGCCUAGGCUGGCCACAGUGCAGAGGCUGCUAGCUAAGGAGACGUGGGGAAGCAACAGGCCGACCGCCGAGGAUAUCAUGAAGGCGUGGAUGCCACCCCAAUCGGCGUCCCGGGACGAAGAGGCCCUCCUCUGCUCUGUCAAAGACCAGCGGUGGAAAGGCCUGGCUUUCAAAGACUUUGGCGAAGGAAAAGGCCUAGGAGUGGUCGCCACCAUGCCAUUUCAACACCUUCAGGUCCUGUGCGAUUACCACGGUGAAGUCAUCUCGGCGGCCGAGGGGAACAGACGUCAGCAGUCGGGGUACCUCUUCUUUUUCAGGGCAGAGGGAGGCGCCAGACUCUGCAUUGACGCCACAGCAUCCCCCUGCGCCUGUCACCAGGGCAUGGACAUUUUCGGCAGGCGGCUCAAUCAUUCUCGGAGCAACCCUAACGCUCGAGCUAAGAAAGUCACGCUACGCUAUCCAGACGGCCCAAAGGAAGCCGUAAUCUUCGUGGCUUUGCGAGACAUUAGUGUCGGCGAAGAGCUGCUGUGGGACUACGGGGUCACGAGACAAAGUUUUGGUGGGGGGGGGCAAAGACUUAGCGUCGCUCAACAGCUGAUGCUGAGCCGGUGCGUGUUUUGUUCUCCUUGCAUUGUAAUUGUUGCAGAGUUUGUAAAUAAACGGACAUGUUAUAUACAGUGUUGUCGAGCGGAGAUCAUAAAAAGGGCGGCGGACCAGAGGGGCGUAGCGCUUCCAGCGGAGCCUCCAGCCCCCUCUCGCAGCCUCCUGAGCGGUGACAUCUACUCUCAGGAGCCGCCGUCCAAACGGGCUCCACUCUGGCAGCGCUUCACGGAGCUUCGGCCAUUCAUGGAGGAGGCUCUCUCUCAGCGAGGGAAACUGAGGGCGCCAGUCUCGCGCUAUGUCCCGUUCACACGGGUUCAUGGCGACACAGAGGCAGGAUUUCCUUCGGUCCCCCCUCUGGAGCAGAGCCUGGCGUCGAUCCUGCUUCCAAAGGCUACCCCUUCUUCGGCCACCGGAAGCCGACCCCCGUCCCCCAGGACCAGGUUUUCGCCCAAAGUUACUGACCGGUUCUCACCGGUGUGCGGCUCGGGCUUAGCGGCGCAAAACAACAUAGCCUUGCUAGCCUCCGCCGUCUCCGCCAUGGCCACCAACCCGGAGACGCUUCCCCCGGAGCUAGCCACGGAGAUCGGCAAGGCUAUGACCGCCAUCCUCACCCUCACCACGGCGACCACGGUGGCGUUGUCGAGGAUCCAGGCGUGGCAGACUGUGGCCCAGCGAAAUAUCUGGCUCCACAUGUCACAGCUACCCACGGAGGUCAAGCGUGAGCUUCUGUACGGUCCCAUAGCUCCCGAUGGACUAUUUGGACCUCGUCUACAGACAGCCACAUCCCACCUCCACCAGGCAGCCGAAGAAGCGCAGCGGCUACGAUGGCUUGGCUCCUGGAAGGCGGUGCCUGCUUCACGGGGCCGAAGGAUCAUGAAGGCGGCUCCCACCUUGUCUAACCCGCCCCCGGAGCCACCCACCAAGCAGCGGCGACGGUGGCAAUGA